CAGGAUUUGUAUUUUUCUCAGUCAGUCGCUCAGGUGUUGAUCUCUGAUCAGGUAUCGAUCUCUGAUCAGGUGUGUCGUCACGUCUGUUUGGUCCACCUGUCGUAGAAGCAUGCUGCGCGUGAGGACGGCCGUGAGCCAGUCCUGGAGGGGGUUCAAAACGUUCCCUUGUGCGGCUGUGGAGGUGAAGAAUGAGCCGAUCCUGGGUUUCACCGAGGGCAGUGCCGAGAGAAAAGAGCUGCUAAAGGCCUUGAACAGUCUGAAGGGGAAGACGGAGGAGAUCCCAUGCGUGGUCGGAGACGAACAUGUGUGGACCAAAGACAUCAGAUAUCAGCUAUCUCCGUUCAAUCACUCCCAUAAAGUGGCAAAGUUCUGUUAUGCUGACAAGGAGCUGAUCAACAGAGCCAUCCUGGCGUCAGUGGCGGCGAGGAGAGAGUGGGACCUGAAGCCCGUCCAGGACCGAGCCCAGGUUCUCUUCAAGGCAGCCGACGUCAUCAGUGGACCCAAGAGGGCAGAGAUCCUCGCCAAGACCAUGAUCGGACAGGGUAAGACGGUGGUCCAGGCGGAGAUCGACGCCGCUGCAGAGCUGAUUGACUUCUUCAGAUUUAAUGCCAAACAUGCCAUUGAGCUGGAGAACCAGCAGCCGCUAGAUGCCGAGGGAAGCACGAACACCAUGCUGUAUCGUGGACUGGAGGGGUUUGUAGCAGCUGUGGCCCCUUUUAACUUCACGGCUAUUGGUGGAAACCUUGCAGGAACGCCAGCUGUGAUGGGUAACGUCGUGCUGUGGAAGCCCAGCGACACCGCCAUGUCUGCCAGCUACGCCGUCUACAAAGUCCUGAGGGAGAGUGGCCUCCCCCCAAACAUCGUCCAGUUCCUGCCGGCCGACGGUCCGGUGUUCGGAGACGCCGUCACCUCCUCUGAGCACCUGGCGGGCAUCAACUUCACCGGCAGCGUCCCGACGUUCAAGCGUCUUUGGAAGCAGGUCGCCCAGAACCUGGACUCCUACAGGAAUUUCCCUCGAGUGGCAGGAGAGUGCGGCGGGAAGAACUUCCACUUCGUCCACAAGUCAGCGGAUGUGGAGAGCGUGGUGAAGGGAACGAUCCGCUCGGCGUUCGAGUACGGAGGUCAGAAGUGUUCCGCCUGCUCCAGGAUGUACGUACCAGACAGCCUGUGGCCGCAGAUCAGGGAUCAGCUGCUGGUCAUUCACCGGCAGCUCACUGUGGGAAACCCUGUUGAAGACUUCAGCACCUACUUCUCGGCUGUGAUCGACGACAAGUCGUUUGCUCGGAUUAAGAAGUAUCUCGACCACGCCAAGUCCUCCUCCAGUUUGAAAGUCAUCGCCGGCGGUAACUGUGACGACAGCAAGGGCUACUUCGUGGAGCCGACCAUCAUCGAGACCACGGACCCUCGGGACGCCAUCAUGAGCGAGGAGAUCUUCGGGCCUGUUCUGGCGGUUUACGUGUAUCCAGAGAACAACUACAAAGAGGUGCUGCAGCUGGUAGACAACACGUCGCCCUACGCUCUGACGGGAGCGGUGUUCGCCCAGGACAAGAAUGUGAUUGACGAGGCGGCUAAAGCCUUGAGGAACGCUGCGGGGAACUACUACGUGAACGAUAAAUCCACCGGCUCCGUCGUCGCUCAGCAGCCGUUUGGUGGAGCCAGAGCUUCAGGAACGAACGACAAACCCGGAGGUCCACACUACGUCCUGAGAUGGACGUCGCCGCAGGUGGUGAAGCAGACCCACGUCCCCCUCACGGACUGGAAGUACCCCUACAUGGGCUGAGUGCGGUGCUGCUGCCUGCUGGUCCAGUCAGAGCCCACCCCGCUGCACCAGCUGAUUCUCUGAUCGCCACCAUCAACAACAUGUGGGCUUUCUGUGAGAUGAAAGGAAAAGCCUUGAAUGUAUCCAAAAGGAGCAGAAUCUGCAGCAGAGUGGUGAGAAAGUCUUCCAUCCAUCGAACUGGAGCUCCGUCCCGACGAUCCUCUUCACACUGUAUCCGCCCGUUUCUGACGCUGCUGGUUCAUUAAUUAGUUGUUUAAUAAUCAUGUUUGUGGUCAAGACAAACUGUCUAUUAAUGCUCAACUAUAUAUAUAUUGUUCAAAAUGAUUCGCAAACAUUUAUGCUAAUUGGUUAAUAAUUUGAGUUGUUCUUUUAACUCAAAUAAAAACAAAAAUCUAGCUUCUGAAUUAUGAUCAUUUUCUUACUUUUCGAUGAUAAUAAACUGACACGAUACAAUAAUAUCUUUGCGUUUUGGACGGUUGGUACAAAACAUUGAAAGAUUUUUAGCUUGAAUGAUUAAUCGUGAGAAUACCUGAUAGAUUUGCAGCCCCGCAUUGAAUUCAAAUAUUAUUUUAGGUCAAUGUCGGAACAUAAAAAAAGUCUUCCUCCUAUGUUACAUCUCUGAACACAAAGCCCAUUAAUGUUUACUGUUACCGUCCAUUUAUAAUAAUCUAAAUAACUUCAGAGAUCUGUGUGAAACAGUUUGUUUCCUCUUUUGUCCCAAAUUUGUCGCAGUGAAAUAUGUCCUAUGGUCAACAAUUCAGAUUAUAAAAACAAAAAAAAAACACGGCAGUUAUUUGCAGUUUAAUUAAAGUCACCUGUAAAACUGUCUUUAAGAUUUUAUGCAGAUGACUUUACUAUAUAUAUAUAUAUAUAUAUAUAUAUAUAAUUUAACCUGCUGUAAUUUCCCUUGUUACAUGUUGAAAUGUCCCUUUGCAUUUUUAAAGUGCUGAAAAUGUUCAUAAUGACUUAAAUUUCUGCUAGUUUGUCUUUUAUCAAACUGUAUGAGUAACAUAUAUUUUCUGAAGAGUAUUUUGUAUUUCAUCUCUUGCUGUUCUAAAACAAAUGCAGCCGAAUUGUAUUAUCAGAACAUGCCUGCCUUAGUAGCUGUGAAUUCAGAUAGUUAAUUUUUGACAAUAAAUAUUAAAUUAUUAAAAACUUAAUUUGG
Molecule: messenger RNA, 2945 nt
Organism: Anoplopoma fimbria (sablefish)
Lineage: Eukaryota; Metazoa; Chordata; Actinopteri; Perciformes; Anoplopomatidae
Gene: aldh4a1
Product: aldehyde dehydrogenase 4 family, member A1
Exons: 15
Coding region: 110-1780 (556 amino acids)
Molecular function (GO): L-glutamate gamma-semialdehyde dehydrogenase (NAD+) activity
Source: RefSeq, a predicted model, not a curated record